Messenger RNA from Penicillium cataractarum, 1878 nucleotides. Its product is annotated as glycoside hydrolase family 32 protein. Bases 1 to 1878 code for a protein of 625 amino acids. Gene Ontology annotation, molecular function: sucrose alpha-glucosidase activity. NCBI's taxonomy places the organism in Eukaryota, Fungi, Ascomycota, Eurotiomycetes, Eurotiales, Aspergillaceae. The record is from RefSeq and is a predicted model, not a curated record. Gene Ontology annotation, biological process: sucrose catabolic process. The transcript has 2 exons.
AUGUCUGUCCUGGUGAGCUCGCCCGAUACAUCCGGGCCCGAACUACGCGAUAAGCACCCUGAAGCUGCAACACAGGACCCCAAAGAUGAAAUAGCUUCAAAGAUUUCUACUUCAAAACCAUCAUUCCAUCUAAAGGCCCCAAAUGGCUGGAUGAACGACCCCUGUGGCCUAGGCUACGAUCCCGCCACAGGUCUCUACCAUAUCUUCUUCCAAUGGAAUCCCCACGGUAACGACUGGGGCAACAUGUCCUGGGGCCACGCGACUUCCACCGACCUAGUUUCAUGGAAAGUAUCACCCACACCAGCUUUGACUCCAUCGACUGAGUAUGAUUGCUGUGGUGUCUUCACGGGUUGUCUGCAGGCUACAGAUAUCCAUGGGAAACCGGGCUCAUUGACAGCAAUGUACACCUCUGUCCGCCAUCUGCCACUCCAUUACACACUGCCUUAUACUAUUGGCUGCGAAUCUAUUGGUAUGGCUAUCUCUGAUAAUGGUGGACAGACAUGGAAGCGUCUAGCUUGUAACCCUGUACUUACAGGUCCCCCUGAACACCUUUCAGUGACGGGCUGGAGAGAUCCCCACCUUACGACCUGGCCGGAAGAGCAGAAGACGAACUCGGCGAAUCCCAAUCAACCAUUAUACGGCAUCGUGUCUGGUGGGAUAGUCGACAAGGCACCAGCUAUAUUCGUCUACAAGGUCAACCCAACAGAUCUUCGACAAUGGAAAUAUGCCGGCCUCCUCGUCAAUGUCGGUCUCAACUUCCAUCCAUCACGCUGGUCAGGAGACUUUGGCGUAAACUGGGAAGUUGGCAAUCUAGCAACCCUGUCCAAUGAGAUCGCUGACUCACGAGAUUUCGCAAUCAUGGGCGCUGAAGGAUGUCUCCGCGCCGAAAACUCACUCUGGUCAACACCCGGUUCAGCACAACACAAACGACAAGCCCGGGGACAGCUAUGGAUGUGUGUGAAACCACGCAACCUGGCUGAUAACAGCGAAGUCCUCGCCGACUAUGCAUUCGCUGGACACUUUGAUCACGGCUGCUUAUACGCCGCUAAUUCCUUCUGGGACCCUGUUACAUCCCAACGCAUCGUAUACGGCUGGAUCACGGAGGAGGAUUUACCAGAUGGGCCCCGUCAUCGUCAGGGGUGGAGCGGGAUGAUUUCGAUUCCUAGGGUGGUGCACUUGAUGACAUUGAGAAAUGUCACAAAAGCGCGUAUCUCGCAGUUGGAAGCUAUUACUUCCAUCGAGGCUGUUCCUAAUACAUCUGAGCCACGGACGUAUACGAUUCACACUCUGGGAAUCAAGCCCGAUCCGCGACUUUCUCUUCUCAGGGAGGGUGCUGAAAGGAGAUCAUUCUCAUCAUCAACUCUACCUAUUCCUCUACGGGACAUCUCCAACGAGACUCUUCCCUUGACUACAUGCCGGUGGGAACUCGAAGCCGCGUUCUCAAUCAACCAACGCUGCGAACGAGUCGGUAUUCAAAUCGCACAUUCCUCCGACUUCAAACAGAUAACAACCCUAUCCUACACCCCAUCCACAGAAACAUUCACAAUCCACCGUCCUACACUAGAAGACCAAACCAUAAACCACGGCUACGAGUCCGCACCACACACGCUAUUCACAUAUCUCAACGAGACAGGCGUCGAAAUCGAAGAAUCCCUGCAUAUCCAUGCUUUCUUCGACAAGUCCGUGUUAGAGGUCUUCGUGAAUGGGCGGACUGUUAUUUCAACGCGUAUUUAUCAUCCCUCGGAGAGGUGUUUUGGCUUACGCUUUUUUGCGGAGGGGAAAGAAGCCAAUGGUGUCCAUGGUACAUUUAAUGAUGAAGCGCCUGCUUCGCUUACCCAGGCUGAAGUUUGGGAUGGCCUUGUUGAAAGUCAGCGAUAG